Molecule: messenger RNA, 2786 nt
Organism: Talpa occidentalis (Iberian mole)
Lineage: Eukaryota; Metazoa; Chordata; Mammalia; Eulipotyphla; Talpidae
Product: acyl-coenzyme A synthetase ACSM1, mitochondrial-like
Biological process (GO): fatty acid biosynthetic process; acyl-CoA metabolic process
Cellular component (GO): mitochondrial matrix
Molecular function (GO): fatty acid ligase activity; fatty-acyl-CoA synthase activity
Source: RefSeq, a predicted model, not a curated record
AUGAGGGGCCAAUUCCAGCUCUUCUCUUUGGUCCGGUGUGCCCGAAUGGGACGUGGAGCCUGCUGCAAGCCAAAGAGAAAAUUUGCCACUUGGACCUUCAGAUCUCUUGACCACAGGACCCUCGGCCAAGCAGUGCCCCAGCACUUUAAUUUUGCAAAGGAUGUGCUGGACCAUUGGUCCCAACUGGAAAAGGAUGGACACAGGGAGGCUCACCCUGCUCUCUGGGAAGUCAACACCGAAGGAGAAGAGGAUAAAUGGAGCUUUGAGAGGAUGAGUCAUUUCUUCCAGAAGGCAGCCAGCAUCCUCUCAGACACCUGCGGCCUCAACCGUGGGGACCGGCUGAUGAUAAUCCUGGGCCCCGCACCGGAAACCUACUGCAUCUUCCUGGCCUGUGUGCAGUUAGGAAUCACCUUUGUGCCAGGAACACCCCAAAUGACUGCCAAGGAGAUUCUCUAUCAGCUGCACACAUCUAAGGCCCAAUGCAUUGUGGUCAACAAGGCUGUGGUUCCACUUGUUGACUCUGUGCUGUCCAACUGCCCCACCUUGAAGACCAAGCUCUUGGUAUCAGAUAAGAGCUAUGAUGGAUGGUUGGAUUUCAGGGAUUUGAUGCGAGUCGCCCCUCCUAAGCAGACCUGUGUGGCGACCAAGAGUCAAGAUCCAAUGGCCAUUUUUUUCACCAACAGAACAACAAGUUCUCCCCAAAUGGUCGCAUUUUCCCACUAUGGUUUGGGAAUGGGAUUUAGCCAAACCUCAAGACAGUGGAUGGACCUCCAGCCGACAGAUGUCUUCUGGUAUCUGGGGGAUGCCCUCAGUGGAAGCUUGUCACUGAGCAGUGUGCUGGGAGCUUGGCUCCAAGGAGCCUGCGUGUUUCUGCAUCACAUGCCAACCUUCUGCCCCGAGACUGUUCUAAACGCCUUGCACAGAUUUCCCAUCACCACUCUAUCUGGAAAUCCAGGGGUAUACCAGGAAUUGCUUCAACACAAACAUUUCAUCAGCUACAGAUCCAAGAGCCUGAAGCAUUGUGUGUCUGCAGGAGGACCCAUAAGCCCUGGGAUGAUAGCAAACUGGAAAUGCAUCACUAAGUUGAACAUCUACGAAGGCUAUGCGAAGACUGAAACUGGGCUGCUCUGUGCCACUUCCAAACAAAUGAAAUUAAAGCCAGGUUCUCUGGGGAAGCCACUGCCACCUUAUAUUGUACAGAUUGUGGAUGAAAACUCAAAUACCUUGCCUGCAGGAGAAGAAGGGAAUAUUGCCUUUCGUGUUCAGUGGAAGCAACCCAGCUCACUGUACUAUCCACACAUGGAGAUCAUCUUUCAUGCAGGAACCACUCAGUUGAAGGCCAAGGACAUUCUCUACCGACUACAAGUGUCUAAAGCCCAGAGUAUUGUGACCACAGAAGCCCUUGCCCCUGAGGUGGACUCCAUGGCUUCUGAGUGCCCCAAUCUGAAAACCAAGCUCCUGGUGUCCGAUCAUAGCCGUGAAGGGUGGCUGGACUUCCGCUCAUUGAUGAAAUCAGCAUCCCCUGAGCACACCUGUGUUAAGUCAAAGACUUUGGACCCAAUGGUCAUCUUCUUCACCAGCGGGACCACGGGCUACCCCAAGAUGGCGAAACACAGCCAUGGAUUUGCUUUACGAUCUUCCUUCCCUUCUAGCAGGAGAUUACUGCAGCUGAAGACGUCUGAUGUCUUCUGGUGUCUGUCAGACCCAGGCUGGAUUCUGGCUGUUUUUGGGUGCUUGCUUGAACCAUGGACAGCAGGGUCUACACUCUUCAUUCACCAUCUGUCCCAGUUUGAGCCCAAAGUCAUUGUAGAGACAUUCUUCAAAUAUCCCAUCACCCAGUGCAUUGCUGCGCCAGGGGUGUACCGGAUGAUUCUGCAGAAGAACUUUCCCAGCCUCAGGUUCCCCUGCCUGGAGCACUGCAGUACUGGAGGGGAGCCGCUGCUGCCCCAGGAGCGAGAACAGUGGCGACAGCGGACAGGCAUCCUGAUCCACGAGGUCUAUGGACAGUCAGAAACGGCACUGUGCUGUGGUAAUCUCCGGGAUGUGAAGCCCAAGCCCGGCUCCAUGGGGAAGGCCUCCCCACCCUACGACGUCCAGAUCAUCGACAGCAAAGGCAACGUCCUGCCCCCCAACACUGAAGGGAACAUUGGCAUCAGAGUGAAGCCCAUCAAGCCCAUAGGCCUCUUCAUGUGCUACGAGAACGACCCAGCCAAGACAGCCGAGGUGGAGUGUGGGGACUUUUAUAACACUGGGGACAGAGCGACCAUGGAUGAAGAGGGCUACUUCUGGUUCCUGGGGAGGUCUGAUGAUGUCAUUAAUGCCUCCGGGUACCGCAUCGGGCCUGCAGAGGUGGAGAACGCCCUGGCGGAGCAUCCAGCGGUGGCCGAGUCAGCUGUGGUGGGCAGCCCGGACCCGACUCGCGGGGAGGUGGUGAAGGCAUUUGUGGUCCUGACCCAGCAGUUCAUGACCCAUGACCAGGCCCAGCUGACCAAGGAGCUGCAGGAGCACGUGAAGUCAGUGACGGCCCCAUACAAGUACCCCAGGAAGGUGGAGUUUGUUCCAGAGUUGCCCAAAACCGUCACUGGCAAGAUUCGAAGGAGCGAACUUCGGAAAAGGGAGCUGGGUCAGAAGUAACCUGCAGCAAAUGAGAAACCACUUUGACGUCGGCCAAAUCCUGGGCUGCCUCAGUUUCCCUUCAGGGUGAGGGUGAGGAGGGGCGCAUUGAAGUUGACUUGGAAGCACAUCAGAAGGCCCAGCUCUCCAGAAUAAACAGCAGUCACUCUCCU